This is a messenger RNA of Patiria miniata (bat star), 2297 nucleotides long. RefSeq names its product ATP-dependent DNA helicase Q4-like (gene recql4). Lineage: Eukaryota; Metazoa; Echinodermata; Asteroidea; Valvatida; Asterinidae. Gene Ontology annotation, biological process: DNA replication; double-strand break repair via homologous recombination. Gene Ontology annotation, molecular function: ATP binding; 3'-5' DNA helicase activity; zinc ion binding. The record is from RefSeq and is a predicted model, not a curated record. Gene Ontology annotation, cellular component: cytoplasm; chromosome; nucleus.
GGCGCUGUUCUUAAAAAAAUCUGCCGGGAAAAUUGAUCGCCGCCUAGUUGUGCAAAAAAACUAAGAUGCCAGCUUGAGACCUCUACAUGCUGCUAAAGUUACAGGAGAAAGCAACAUGGACGUGUCUAGCAGAGCAGUGGAAUUAAAGAAGACGCUGAAAAAGUGGGAGAAAGCGUUUCACGACACCCACGAUAGAAAAGCAAGCAGAUUAGAUAUUAAAGAGGCACCACAGCGAGUACAAGAUGCUUACAGAGAAUACAAUGAUCUCAAGAAAACGGGUGAUGGAUCGUCAGUGCCCACAGUCACAGAGGACAAAACAGAGAAGAUAUCCAGCGGCACCUGGGGUGCUCAUCUCAAUCAGUCUAACAAGAGUACUGCAGACAAGCAAUCCGAGGCAGGAAGCAAGCAUGAACAAGGCAACAUACUGCGCCAGUACAGUAGGAAACUGCAACACUCGACGAGUGCAUCUAAGCUCCCAAAAACGCCAUCCUACAGACGAGCAGGCUCUGGGUCAGAUGCGUCCAAGACGUCUCCCAAGGAUGCUUUCCAGGCUAGCAUCCCUGACGAUGACCCGAGCUCUAAGGAGGAUGUCAUCACCCAAAAGUCUACAGGGAGUAUCUUCAGUUGUCUGCGCGACACCAAGAUCGCUGUCACCAGCUCCUGUAAGAAGGCCAAGCUCCGGAGAGACGAUGUCGCGGUCGGCAUGCUCCGUGCGAAACCUCCCAAGAAGCAGUCUUUGAAAACAGAAUGGUUGGACAACUGUGAACAGGAUCUCCUGGUAGGAGUUAAGGGUCUACCUGCGCAGGACUCUGAAAGCACGCCGCAUCGAGGAACUGUGGGUAAUCAUGCCAAAACUAAUCAAGAAAACCAAGAGAAUAUUUGGGAUGGCGAGUCGUCCAAAAAACCGGGGCAUAAACUUGAUGAUGCAUCAAAACCCACACCAAGUUCAUCCCUAUUGACAUCGGACUACUCGGUUGCACAUGGAGCUAACAGAGGUAACAGCUUUAGUAUUAAAAGCUCUUCUGAGUCUGAAAAACUUCAUACACCUAAGAACUCGGGCAGUAGGUCAAAAACUGCGUCAGUGGCUGGUGUGAAGAUGGAUGUUAAUGAUGAUCUAGGUACGAAACAAUCGUUUCGUUCCAGAGCUGACUGUGAGAUUCCUGAAAGAAGCGAUCCGGACAAUUCAGUCAUGAGAGAAUGCAAAGCUUCACCUGGAGAGGUUGCCAUGGAAAUCAGAGAACGUACGGUUUCCAAUGGAAGUAUCAAAGCGACCGGUUCACCAAAAACGUCAAUUUCUCCACUUUCAAAUGUACCAAAUAUGAAAAGAUCCGAAAGUCCAUCGGUCAGAACACCCAGACAAAUUUCUGACAACCCUGCAACCAAACUCAUGACACAUGGAAGAGAUAUUGUCACCAAGGCACAACAUGAAGACAGUCAUCACAAAGAAUCUUCAUUCAGGGAGGAUGAUGACGACUCCAAUUUGUGUCGGAAACCUAAACCAGGUAUUAUUGGAAAUUUACAAGAAGUGAGCGAGCUAGAUGCCUUGAGAAACGAAGAGGACACAAUGAAGAAAGAGCAAGGGGAAUACACAGGCGUGGAUGGUGCAACCUUAGAAAAGAAGAGCGUGCGAUCCAAGAAAAUUGCUUCUUCUACGUCCAGAACGUCCUCUUCGUCAGCUACAGCUCCCGCACGAUCCAACCUGAACGAGAACUUUGUCAAACUGGAGAUGAAGAAGAAGAGGUACACUCGCAAGGGGCUGUUCCACAUGAAGGGGGAGGCCUACAAGCGUCAGGUGUGGAAGCAGAAGAUGGCAGGAGGCGGGGGACUGGGCUUAUCAGGGCGGGGCGGGUGGAGGGGAGGAGGGCGUGGUGGUAGAGGGAGGGGCAGGGGAGGAUUCAACAUGGCCAACCCGACAGACAAGUGCUUCAAGUGCGGACAGACGGGCCACUGGGCCAGCAGGUGCAUGGGUUUCCAGCCAGGUGCUGGAGAUGACAAAAAAGCAGAGAUUAAGGAAGAAGAUUUUCCGACACUAGAAGAAGCAGCGAUGGCCGCCCGUGGCAUCAAGAGUACCCCGGAUGGAGAGAAAGAUGCAGGCAGUGUUGAUGUCGUUCCUGAUGCCAAUGUAGAGACAGUCUUUGACUUCCCUCCACCGCCACCUCCCAUAGAACCACUCCUGCAGCUCAACUCAGACGGAAAACCUGGUGAGGCCCCGUCGUGUGUCUACAAAGCCUUGAAGCAGAUGGGUUACAGUAGCUUCCGGCCGGGCCAGGAGCAAGCCGUCAUGAGAAUCCUCUCAG